Messenger RNA from Brassica napus (rape), 2102 nucleotides. Its product is annotated as probable eukaryotic translation initiation factor 5-1. The record is from RefSeq and is a predicted model, not a curated record. Gene Ontology annotation, molecular function: translation initiation factor activity; eukaryotic initiation factor eIF2 binding; GDP-dissociation inhibitor activity. NCBI's taxonomy places the organism in Eukaryota, Viridiplantae, Streptophyta, Magnoliopsida, Brassicales, Brassicaceae. The transcript has 2 exons. Gene Ontology annotation, biological process: translational initiation; formation of translation preinitiation complex; formation of cytoplasmic translation initiation complex. Gene Ontology annotation, cellular component: cytosol. The coding region runs from base 492 to 1838 and encodes 448 amino acids.
UGGUCGAAAGAGAACAAAUAAAUAAUUGGACACGACACGAUGAGUUUGCCCUAAAGGAUGAACCACAAUCACGCGUUUCCAGCCUCUUCCUUUGUCAUUUAUAUAUAAAUACACAGAAAACGUUUCUAGCUUAAGUGCCUUCUCUCAUUCUUUCAUCGGCGCAAGCGUUCAUCUUCCUCUCUCAAACGCACGAGAGACAAUCGUAGCUUUUCGUUCGUCCAUCUUACGAGGAAGUUGGCAGUUAAAGCUGCUGGGGUUUUACAUUUUGUCGAAAGUGGAGUGUGAAGAAUCUUUUAUGUCUGAACAGGCUUCUCUCUUUCAAUCGUCUAUACAGCUUUUAGGAGAGUACUGUCCUACUUCCAGGAAGAAGUCCACUCGUCUUGGAUCUUCUUUCGAGGCCUUGAACAACACAAGCAGUUCCAGCGUUCAGUAUCUCUGUCUCUUCUGACAUUCUCCCCCCACCCCCACACUAUUUUGUAAUCAAAAUCAAAAUGGCUUUACAAAACAUUGGUGCCUCCAACCGUGACGAUGCCUUCUACAGGUACAAGAUGCCGAGGAUGAUGACCAAGAUCGAAGGUAGAGGUAACGGCAUCAAGACUAAUGUGGUUAACAUGGUUGAAAUCGCCAAGGCCUUGGGGAGACCUGCUGCUUACACCACCAAGUACUUUGGCUGUGAGCUGGGUGCGCAGUCCAAGUUUGAUGAGAAGACGGGAACCUCAUUGGUUAACGGAGCCCACGAAACUUCCAAGCUUGCGGGGCUUCUUGAGAACUUUAUCAAAAAGUAUGUCCAGUGUUAUGGAUGCGGAAACCCCGAAACCGAGAUACUUAUCACCAAGACGCAGAUGCUCCAGCUGAAAUGUGCGGCUUGUGGGUUUAUCUCGGAUGUCGAUAUGAGGGACAAGCUCACUGCUUUUAUUCUGAAGCAUCCUCCAGAACAAAAGAAGUCUUCGAAAGACAAGAAAUCUAUGAGGAGAGCUGAGAAAGAAAGGCUGAAGGAAGGUGAAGCGGCUGAUGAGGAGAUGAAGAAACUUAAGAAGGAGGCUGCCUCUAAGAAGAAAACAACUGCUGGUAGUUCGAAAGAGAAAGUUUUGAAGAAGAAAGAUCAUUCCCCACCUCCAAGCCAGUCUGAUGAAAAUGAGCAAGCGGACAGUGAAGAAGAAGAAGAUGAUGAUGAUGAUGAUGUCCAGUGGCAAACAGAUACAUCGCGGGAGGCUGCUGAAAAACGAAUGAAAGAACAGCUCAGCGCUGCAACAGCAGAUAUGGUGAUGCUGACUACGAUGGAAGAGAAGACGCCAGCAGUUGUGGAGAAGAAGUCGCUUGAAGUGCAGCAGCCACUGAAGAAUCUACAUGAGAAUGGCCAUGGCAAGAUCCCUGAAAAUGCUCAUGAAAAGCUUGUGAGUGAGAUAAAAGAGCUUCUUAACAACGGUUCAACUCCUUCCCAACUCAGAACCGCCAUAUCGUCAAACUCCGCCACUCCUCAGGAGAGGAUGGACGCCUUGUUCUCUGCUCUUUUUGCUGGCCAAGGGAAGGGAUUCGCUAAAGAAACUCUCAAGAAGAAGAAGUAUCUCGUGGCGUUGAUGAUGAUGCAAGAAGAUGAUGGAGCUCCUCGGCAGAUGGUUUUGCUUAACGCAAUAGAAUCUUUCUGCGAGAAAGCUAAUUCAGAGGCUGCUAAAGAAGUCGCUCUUGUUAUCAAGGGUUUUUAUGAUGAAGACCUUUUGGAGGAAGAUGUCAUUUUUGGAUGGUACGAUAAAGGCAUCAAAAGCUCGCCGGUGAUGAAGAACGUGAGUCCUUUUAUCGAAUGGCUCAAGAACGCGGAGUCCGAGUCCGAAGAAGAGUGAUACUUGCUCCUUUUUUUUAAGCCUGGUUUAAAAUUUGGUUUCUGUCUGCGUUUGUCUGGUUUCAGUGUGUGUCUGGAAUAAGGUACGAGGACAGUGGCUAAGCUGUCUUCACGUAAUCAGCUGUGGUCAUCGUUCUCUCUGCUGUUUUCUUUAGAUGAUCUCGUCUGUGUUUUAAAGACUCAAGACUGUUUGUUAAAGUUUCAGACUCUUUUGUUAAUGCUAUCUCUCUGUUUUAAAGCUAAACGAGUUUUUAUUUUAAAAUCA